This is a messenger RNA of Myotis brandtii (Brandt's bat), 743 nucleotides long. RefSeq names its product goosecoid homeobox (gene GSC). The transcript has 3 exons. The record is from RefSeq and is a predicted model, not a curated record. Gene Ontology annotation, biological process: regulation of transcription by RNA polymerase II. Gene Ontology annotation, molecular function: RNA polymerase II cis-regulatory region sequence-specific DNA binding; DNA-binding transcription factor activity, RNA polymerase II-specific. Gene Ontology annotation, cellular component: nucleus. The coding region runs from base 1 to 456 and encodes 151 amino acids. NCBI's taxonomy places the organism in Eukaryota, Metazoa, Chordata, Mammalia, Chiroptera, Vespertilionidae.
AUGUCGGCCUUUGCAAAAACUACUGGGUUCGGGGUGGCGGGCUACGAGGGCCCCGGCUCCGUGCUGGUGUCCCCGGUGCCGCACCAGAUGCUGCCCUACAUGAACGUGGGCACGCUGUCGCGCUCCGAGCUGCAGCUCCUCAACCAGCUGCACUGCCGGCGGAAGCGGCGGCACCGCACCAUCUUCACGGAUGAGCAGCUGGAAGCGCUGGAGAACCUCUUCCAGGAGACCAAGUACCCGGACGUGGGCACGCGCGAGCAGCUGGCCCGGAAGGUGCACCUCCGGGAGGAGAAGGUGGAGGUCUGGUUUAAAAACCGCCGGGCCAAGUGGAGGCGGCAGAAGCGGUCCUCGUCGGAGGAGUCGGAAAACGCGGAGAAGUGGACCAAGCCGUCUUCCAAGGCGUCGCCGGAGAAGAGGGAAGAGGAAGGUAAAAGCGAUUUGGACUCGGACAGCUGACCGCCGCAGGCCGGCCUGGCGCUUGCCUCACGGGAAGGACUUGCACAGACAGACGAUGCUACUUUGUUGCACACACGCUGCCUUGCAGGAGGGGUCGGGACAAGGAACGAGGAAGGAGGAGCUGUAAAUAGUGUACAGAGCCGGGAGGGCCCGGCGGCCGGCGCCGGGUCGGGCAGCGGCGGCUCACAGCCCCGCAGUCCGGCCGAAGCCGAAGCCACCUGUGUCUUGCUCGCGUUCGCUGUAGUAUUUAUAGUUAAGUUAAAGGUGACAACCCAAUAAAGUGACGG